Miscanthus lutarioriparius is the source of this 912-nucleotide messenger RNA. Lineage: Eukaryota; Viridiplantae; Streptophyta; Magnoliopsida; Poales; Poaceae. The record is from the annotation of a GenBank genome assembly.
AUGGGGUGCUUCUUGCGGCGACGAGAUCUGCCAUGCUCUUGCCGCCUCCCCAAUGGGACCGACGACGACGUCGACCCCGCGCUGCACGAGCUCACCAAGCUCUCGGCCCGCAGCAGCAAGGGACGGGCGCUCAUACUCAACGCGGCCGUCUCCUUGGAGCAGACGACGCUCGCACACAUCGCGCCGCAUAUGCGCCACUUAUUCGCCAUCGGCCCUCUGCACGCAAUGGCGCCGGCGCCGGCGUCGUCGUCUUCCAGCUUGUGGCGCGAAGAUGACGGCUGCUUGGCGUGGCUCGACAGCCAAUCUGACCGGUCCGUCGUGUACGUGAGCUUCGGGAGCCUCACGGUCAUGUCGCACGAGCAGUUCAGGGAACUCUUGGGCGGGCUUGUCGCCACCGGCUACCCCUUCCAAGAACAAGACGCCGGCGCCCUCCAAGAACAAGACGCAGUCAUCAUGGCGAAAGGAAACCACAGGGCGCGCAUCGUGGCGUGGGCACCGCAGCGAGACGUGCUGCGGCACCGCGCGGUGGGGUGCUUCCUGACGCACGCAGGAUGGAACUCGACGCUGGAGGGCGUCGUCGAGGGCGUGCCGAUGGUGUGCUGGCCGUCCUUCUCGGACCAGCAGACCAACAGCCGGUUGGUGGGCGCCGUGUGGAGGAACGGGCUGGACAUGAAGGACGUGUGCGACGGAGCUGUGGCGGAGAGGAUGGUGAGGGAAGCUAUGGAGUCCGCUGAGAUCAGGCGGGCGGCGGAGGCUCUGGUGCAACAGGUCAAGCGGGACGUCGCGUACGGCGGCUCGUCGGAGAAGGAGUUUCAGCGGCUCGUCAGUUUAAUCACGGUGCUCAGCACGCCGGGCGCGACGGAGUUGAAAGCGGCGUGCACCAGCGCGACGCCCGGUUUCAGCCAACAAUAG